Molecule: messenger RNA, 2053 nt
Organism: Sipha flava (yellow sugarcane aphid)
Lineage: Eukaryota; Metazoa; Arthropoda; Insecta; Hemiptera; Aphididae
Gene: sturkopf
Product: lipid droplet-associated hydrolase
Exons: 5
Coding region: 1022-2053 (343 amino acids)
Biological process (GO): lipid storage
Cellular component (GO): lipid droplet
Molecular function (GO): lipase activity
Source: RefSeq, a predicted model, not a curated record
ACACGAACAAAGCUUUGUCGUCAUUAAUUUUAACGCUGCCGGUCGCGCACGACGAUUUUCGUACGGUACCCGAUAACCGUGUCGCGUCGUCGCCGAACGAAAACGAUUUCGGACCAUUGCGGACCAACGAUAACGUUAUCACGUGUUCGAGUUGAUAAGACCCGGGCUGCUACUAUAGUGGUGAGGACCGCACGCGGCCGUCCGGAACAGCUGACCGACGUGUGCAACCCGGUGUUAGCGCCUCCGUGGUCUCGCGCUCCGUCGUUUAUUCGGACCCAAUUCCCGUGUCUUCCCGUCACCGUGCAAACGUUACGAUAUUACAUAUCGUCCCCAAUGUUUGUCGUUCCUGUCCGGCACGUAUUGUUUUGUUUCGUGAUCCGAGUCGAAAGUAAAUACAUUAAACGAACGCACGAUUUCGGUAAAUGUUACACUAUUGAACAUAAAAAUAGUAUUGCGACGGAUUGAUUAUUACGCCGGAUACGUUUAUUGAAUAACAUUACCCCAUUUUUAUGACAUUUUUUUAUAUCGAGUUGAAAAUAAUACCCGCACGAGAAAGGUCCCGUUCCCAUUAGUCCGGAUUGUGACUGUGGACACGAAAUGGCCCAUCCGAGUCGACCCGGAAGAGACGUUCACUUUCUCCGGGUUCGUUCCGUGUCAUAAUACUUUUAACAUUUUAAUUUACAACAUGCAGUUUAGUCGUUUACACCGAGUGCACACAAGUCUUGUCGCAACGUGUCCGACAGGCAUUAUUUGGCAAACCCGUCCGGGAACCUUGAGAGUUAAUUGUAUACGACAAUAUAUUUCCGACAUGGACGAUCGGUAUGAACCCGGCCCGGACGAGUGUGAAUCGUCAGAUAUAAAAUCAAUAAGAUAAUAUUUUUCUGAAGAAAUGUUUUAGCUCGGAAACGAGUACUAAAAUAAGAUUUAUAAUUGAUAAGGGACAAACAAUAUGGUUGAGUGAUGUUCACUUACGUUUGAAAACAAUAUUUCUAUAAAUCAUAUCAAAAUUCUCUACUUUAAGAUGACAACGGCUGCGCCAGUCACGAAGAUGAGUUCGUCAGCUGCAGACGUUGGCGGUGGCAGCGGCGGCGACAGCGCGAAAGCAACGGAUCAGUGGGUGGACGUCAACGGCGUGGCCACUCGGGUGCUGUGCUGGGGACGGCCUAUUGACGACCGCGGUGGCCUCGGCUUGAAACGGGUGAUUCUGUGCGUGUGCGGCAACCCGGGCGUCACCGAGUUCUACGAGAGAUUCUUGCAGCAAAUCUACCGGGCCCUCAAAGUCCCCGUUUGGAUUGUGUCGCACGCAGGCCAUGAAGUUCCUCCUUCAAAUUCAGAACUUAAAAUCCCUGAUCCUAAACAGAAUCCAGACUUAUACACUCUCAAGGGACAAGUAGAACACAAAAUGCGAUUUAUUGAGAAGUACGUGCCAGACAAUUGUGAUUUAUAUUUAGUGGGUCAUUCUAUUGGGUCAAAAAUAAUAUCAGAAUUACUAAAAGAUAAAGUAAUUGCUAAGAGAUUAUCUAUUAAACGAUCAAUAUUCCUGUUUCCCACUCUUCAGAAAAUGCGCGAGACACCGAACGGCCGUAAACUAAUAUUUACUGCAUCAAAUUUACUGUCAGUGACUAUAUUUUUAUCAUGGAUUUUUUCAUUACUUCCAUCUUUUAUCAAAACAUUUUUAGUAAAUGUGACCCUUAUAAUCAUGGAAAGAGGUCAUGUCAACGAUUAUGUUAUCAGAUCAGCUGUACGUUUGGUUCAUCCCAUGGUUUUGCGUAACGUUUUCUCAAUGGCGAUGGAUGAAAUGGAUAAAGUGUACGAUCUGGACUCCCAGCCAUUGAAGGACAACUCGAAAAGGUUGCACAUGUACUUUGGAAACUGCGACAAUUGGUGUCCGACUUCGUUCUACGACGAAAUCAGGAAGAGCGUGCCGGAAGUAGACGCGGUACUGUGCGACAAAGGCUACAAGCACGCGUACGUGAUCCAGUAUUCCGACGAAAUGGCAGGCAUCGUGGUCGAUUGGCUCAAACCGGAUCUAGGAGACUGUAAACCGCAGUGA